AUGUUAAAAAUUUAUCACAAAUUCAAACAGAUGUGGUCUCAGUAUCGCUACAGAUUCGUACCUUGGAUCGCUUUAAACUUGAACAGGUCAGCAAAAACAGUGGACAAAGGUUACAGUGAUAAAUUAAUACCAGAUGAAGCCGUCCAAGGAUCUCUAGUGAAACUGUUUAGUAAAUUUCACCAGUUUUAUCACCCUGGCCAGAGAGUGUGUCUGGAGAGGGCUUACAGAGCUCUGACUGACAGAGACCCCGCCCACAUAGCCAGCCAUAACCUACAGGCCACAAAGGACCAGUUUGGCUUCACAGUAGAGAAGGGACCAAGCACCUUGCCUCACGGGGGAAUGGGGGUAUUUGUUACCAGUGGACUUGUGCCCCAAGGAACAAUAGUGUGUUUUUAUCCAGGAACAGUGUACUAUCCACAUGAAGCGAUUUUAUUCCAGAGCAUAGGAAAUACAUUUAUAUUCCGCUGUAUUGAUGGUGUGCUGAUUGAUGGAAAUGACAGGUCUCUCUCAAGGAUGAUAUUCAAAUCAUGUUCUCAAAGAGAUAGACAGGGUCCAUUUGAUACAUGUGACUGGUCAUGGAUGACCAAUUACCCCCAGAAUCCUCUGGCUAUAGGCCAAUACGUCAACAAUCAUAACAAAGAAUUCCCCUCUAAUGUGGCCUAUCAAGAGUAUGAUGUACCUGUGGAUUUUCCUUUCCACCUCAAACAGUUCAUCCCCAAUGUAUUCUACUCCUCACAUAUAACAGAAGAUCAUAUGUCAUUAGAGAGGACCUUGAGAAUGGUGGUUCUGGUGUCAGUCAGGGAGAUAAAGGCCGGGGAGGAACUCUUCUCUUCUUACUUCACUGUCAUCCACUGAGGAGCCACCCAACACUGACACCACAGAAGAGGCAGUAAAAUAAACCCACAAGGAGCCACCUUACACUGACACCGCAGAAGAGGCAGUAAAAUAAACCCACAAUAAUGCACAGAGGCCCCUACAAACAUGGAACCACUACAGUGGCAACUGAUAUAAAACUAGUGAAGGGGCCACUCACAUUGAACCACUCAGGAGGCAAUCAGAAGUGGAACCACUCAAGAGCUUACUGAAAUUAAAACAUUGAGAAGGACACCAAAAUGAGCCCAAUCAGUUCGCUGGAAGGAACCACUCAGGAGGUUGCUGAAAUGUAUUAUUCAGGAGGCCACCAACAUUAAACCAUCUUAUAGUCCACUGGCAAGGAACCACCCAGGAUGCUGCUGAAUUGGUACCACUGAGGAGGCCACCAACAAGUAACCACCCAGGAUGCUGCUGAAUUGGUACCACUGAGGAGGCCACCAACAAGGAACCACCCAGGAUGCUGCUGAAUUGGUACCACUGAGGAGGCCACCAACAAGGAACCACUCAGGAUGCUGGUGAAUUGGUACCAAUGAGGUAGCCACUAUCAAGGAACCAUUCAGGAACCUGCUGAAAUAGAAACUCAGGUUACUGAAAUUACAAGCAUGUGAGUGACACUGCCACAGAAGCACUUACAAGGUGACAGUGGCCUCUGAUAUGAUUGAUACUUAUGUCAAGCCUCUGAUAUGAUUGAUACUUAUGUCAACAUUUGAAAGAAAUCCAAAGGAGAUGAUUUCAUCAGCUGGUCAGACUGGGAUGUGUGGAGUAUUAACAAUCUAGAGCAAUUAUAGUUUACCCCUAAAUCAAUUAUCCAGGAGCAAUUAGAGUUUACACCUAAAUCAAUUACCCAGGAGCAAUUAGAGUUUACCCCUAAAUCAAUUAUCCAGGAGCAAUUAGAGUUUACACCUAAAUCAAUUACCCAGGAGCAAUUAGAGUUUACCCCUAAAUCAAUUACCCAGGAGCAAUUAGAGUUUACACCUAAAUCAAUUACCCAGGAGCAAUUAGAGCUUACCCCUAAAUCAACUACCCAGGAGCAAUUAUAGUUUACCUAUAAAUCAAUUACCCAGGAGCAAUUAGAGUUUACCCACUAAAUCAAUUUCCCAGGAGCAAUUAGAGUUUACCCACUAAAUCAAUUUCCCAGGAGCAAUUAGAGUUUACCCACUAAAUCAAUUUCCCAGGAGCAAUUAGAGUUUACCCCUAAAUCAACUACCCAGGAGCCAUUAGAGUUUACCCACUAAAUCAAUUUCCCAUGAGCCAUUAGAGUUAACCCCUAAAUCAACUACCCAGGAGCAAUUAGACUUUACCCCUAAAUCAAUUACCCAGGAGCAAUUAGACUUUACCCCUAAAUCAAUUACCCAGGAGCAAUUACAGUUUACCCCUAAAUCAACUACCCAGGAGCAAUUAGAGUUUACCCUUAAAUCAAUUACCAAGGAGCAAGUAGAGUUUACCCACUAAAUCAAUUUCCCAGGAGCAAUUAGAGUUUACCCCUAAAUCAAUUACCCAGGAGCAAUUAGACUUUACCCCUAAAUCAAUUACCCAGGAGCAAUUAGAGUUUACCCCUAAAUCAACUACCCAGGAGCAAUUAGAGUUUACCUAUAAAUCAAUUACCCAGGAGCAAGUAGAGUUUACCCACUAAAUCAAUUUCCCAGGAGCAAUUAGACUUUACCCACUGAAUCAAUUACCCAGGAGCAAUUCUAGUUUACCCCUAAAUCAAUUAUCCAGGAGCAAUUAGAGUUUACCCCUAAAUCAAUUAUCCAGGAGCCAUUAGAGUUUACCGGUACCCCUAAAUCAAUUACCCAGGUUGGGUAAAAAAGAAACAGAUUUUUUAUUUUAAAAAAAUGUCACUGAUUAAUUAAAUCUUUGACACAUAAAUAUCUUGGAAUAAAGUGAGUAAUAUUCAAAAGACUAGGGAAAUGCAAAAAAAUUUUGUUGUCUGCUGUUGUUCAUUAGCUAGAUCAGAAAGCCACUUUUAGAAAUAUAAUUAAGAUUACUAUAUUUUUUGUUUGCCCCUCACAUUUGUCAUGUUGUAAUACAUGUUUAACCUAAAAGAUCUACCAGUAAUUGAAAAUGCAGGCCUUUCAAAAUCAGCUGGUACCAGGUACUUUUUACCUGGCUGAUUGUACUGGCAAGAAUAUUUGAUGGAGAAAAAUUCUGUAUCAUACUCUUCCACUAGGUACCUCCUAUUCUUCUAAUCUUUUUGAAAGCCCUGAUGAUGUAAUUUUAAAUACAUAAUUAGGAUUUCUUAUAUUUUUGUGAUUGGAUAUGAAUUUUAUUCAAUAAGUUGUGAGUUGUACUUGUGCAAUUAAGCUUUUUUGACAUCAGGAGUGGUUGAAAUUACGGACAGAAAAGCCGUUUGCUAAAGACUGCCUCUCUGUGUGGAGCGUUGGGGGCUCUCUUUCAAUGAGGAUCUUCCGAGUGUUCCUUGUUGCAUUCAAUUUGAUGGAUAUUAUCAGUCAUGGAAAUAUUGGAUAAAAUAUGAAGAGGAAAUUUGGGACUUGUUUGUUUUUAAAAAUUCUAUAAGGAAAAGGCAAUGUCACAAUUCCAAAACAUAAUGCUUAUCAUGAACUUUAAUAUUAGAAAGAAAAGUAACAUGGUUGUAAGUAUACAUAUAAGAAGAGGUGAACAAUUUAUUCAGUGAGUUAUGACUGAUAUCUCAAGUUGGAAUAAGAGUUAAAUGUGAUAAUUUUCUUAAUCAUGAGCCCUUGUAAUAAAGUUAUAUACUGUAAAUAUUUUGCAUUAUUUGAUAAAAUCCAUUUUGA
Saccostrea echinata is the source of this 3629-nucleotide messenger RNA. RefSeq names its product SET domain-containing protein 9-like. Lineage: Eukaryota; Metazoa; Mollusca; Bivalvia; Ostreida; Ostreidae. The transcript has 6 exons. Bases 1 to 855 code for a protein of 284 amino acids. Gene Ontology annotation, molecular function: protein binding. The record is from RefSeq and is a predicted model, not a curated record.